AUGCAUCACGGUUCAACGGUAUUGUUACAAGCAAAGUUACCAAAAUAUCGUCGACAUUUUGCAUUGUUAUUAGCUGCUGUUAACAUUGCUUCUAAAGAUAUUAUUGACAAUUAUGAUAUAAUAUUAGUCAAAGAAUUAUUACAUCAAUAUGUAAAAGAUUGGCAAAAGAUAUUUGGUCUUCGUCAUAUGUCAUCCAAUAUACAUUCACUUUUACAUAUUCAUGAAUCAAUACAAUUUCUAGGUCCUUUAUAUAUGUAUAGUGCUUUUAAUUUUGAAGAAGGUUUUUUAGUAAAAACUAUUAAAAAUAUUACAUUUUUUAUUAUUAAAAUGGAUAUAACCGAAAAUUUAGCAAAAUUUGCUAUAUGGUUAAUUCUUGGCGAACUACAAGGAUAUACAUACAAAGGUUUUCUUAUUGAAUAA
Molecule: messenger RNA, 420 nt
Organism: Rotaria sp. Silwood1
Lineage: Eukaryota; Metazoa; Rotifera; Eurotatoria; Philodinida; Philodinidae
Source: the annotation of a GenBank genome assembly